GCAGCGCCAGUUGCAGUCCCUGCCCCGCGGGUUCGAUCAGCCAGGCGGGUGCAGCAAAGUGCGAGCCCUGCACUGCUGGGAGCUAUGCACUGUUUGCCGACGAACCCUGCCUGACCUGCGCGGCCGGCACCAGCAGCCCGCGAGGAGCAGCUGAGUGCACGACGUGCCAAGCUGGCUAUGUGAGCUCUGCCGGUGCUGGUGAAUGCCUCCCAUGCCAGCCUGGCACUUUCACCACCGACCUUCAACAGUGUCGCACAUGUCCAGCGGGCACCUGGAGCAGUAUUGCAGCCAGCAGCUGUGAGCCGUGCCCUCCUGGAAGUCGCUCUGACACUGGCUGGGGCGCCUGUCAAAUCUGCCCUCCUGGCACGAACAUCCAGCAGCCGGAUGACCAAUGUGAAACCUGUCCUGCUGGCACUUACAGCCAUGCUGGCGCUACAGUGUGCGACAUAUGCGAAGCUGGGACGUUCAGCAACACGUCCUCGAACAGCUGCACUACCUGCCCUGCUGGCAGAUACAGCAACGACACCGCGCCAGAGUGCACCGACUGCCCCAGCGGCCGCUUUAGUCCGGAGCGCGCGGCCGUCUGCACACUCUGCCCGGCUGGGACGAUCAGCGGCGAAGCCUCUGGUUCCUGUAUGCUCUGCCCUGCUGGCACCUUCAGCGGCAUUGGGGCCUCUGUCUGCAACGAUUGCCCGGCGGGCACGUUCAUCCUCAGUCCAGACCAAACCUGCGAGAUGUGUGCUCGAGGUCGGUAUAGCACCACGGCGUCCACUGGAUGCAAUUCCUGCAUCCCCGGGACCUUCAUUACGGAUCCGGCCUUGAACUGCACCUCCUGCCCGGCGGGCACCUGGAGUGGCAUGGAAGCGGCAGAGUGCAUCCGAUGCCUGCCGGGCGAGUUUAGCGACGAGGGCUCUGCCUACUGUUCACUGUGUCCUGCUGGGACCUACAUCGAGCAGCCGAACGAGACGUGCAUGGACUGCCCAGAAGGCACUUGGAGCUCGAGUGCCUCGGUCUCCUGCAGCGACUGCCUUCCAGGUCGUUUCCGUGGCAAUGGCACCGGCUGCGAGAGUUGUCCUCCUGGGACACGCAGCGAUGCUGCCGCGGACAUGUGUGAGGAGUGCACUGCGGGCAGGUAUAGUCGGAGUGCAUCUGACACCUGCGACCUUUGCCCAGCGGGCUUUGCCAGCGAGCCGGGCUCCGGCGAAUGCAGCGCCUGCAGACCUGGGAGCUUUAGCCUCGCCGAGUCGCCCUCUUGCAGCAUCUGCCCUGCCGGAACCAAGAGCGGGGCCGAAGCUGGGAUGUGCACAGCCUGCCCACUGGGGAAGGUUAGUCCAUCGAAUGCCAGCCGCUGUCGUCUUUGCCCAGCCGGCCGCUUUGCGCCCUCGCCGGACGGGGAAUGCAUGGAAUGCCCAUCUGGCACGUGGAGUACGUCGCGCUCAGCAGAGUGUACGGAAUGUCCCGAGGGGCGAUGGAGCCACCCUGGUUCGCGGGAUUGCGCUGCUUGUCCUGCUGGAACCUACAUCCUCGAGGGUAACGCGACCUGUCAGCCCUGCCCACAUCGCUUCUGGAGCUUCGAGUCAUCCGCUGAUUGUGAGCCGCUGGGCUCGGGCACCUGGAGUACGCUGCGUGUGCAGCACCUGUACGACGAGAUCCUCAGGGAUGGCACCGGCGAAGAUCGCUGGUUCGAGAUUCGCUCGCGAGAGCUGGCGAGGGAUCCCUGGGUCCUCGCGGCCAGAGAAGAUUGGCUCCAAGCGUGA
This is a messenger RNA of Symbiodinium necroappetens, 1757 nucleotides long. NCBI's taxonomy places the organism in Eukaryota, Dinophyceae, Suessiales, Symbiodiniaceae. The record is from the annotation of a GenBank genome assembly.